AUGAAAUCCUCCUCACAAUCAGGAUUUUCAGAGAAACCCAUUUCAGAAACAGGAUUUCCAGAAACCCCCAUUACAGAUACAGAAUUUCCAGAGAAUCCCAUGUCAGAAACUGCAAUUCCAGAAACACCCACAUCGGAAAUUGUAUUUCCAGGAGAAAUUCAUCGUCCCCCAGACCCUGUUCUCACUCAAGAUCAUGUCAUAGAGGUUCUUCUCAACAAUCGCCACGAUCCCAAAUCCGCACUGAGAUACUUCCACUGGGCUGAGCAGCAGCGAGGAUUCAUCCCAUGCGUCGAUUCCCUGUGCACAAUGCUCCAGAUCCUGCUACAGUCGGGGAAAAUCAACUGUGUUUGUUGGCUUCUGAAACGAAAGCUUUCAGGCAGCUCUAGUCCCAGUCCAACUGUCCUCAUCGACCGCCUGAUGGAGGUCUCGAGAAGGUGCAUUUCCAAAACUCCCUAUAUAUUCCAAGUAAUAUUGAAUAGUUAUGUUUGGAAUGAGCGGAUUGAAGAGGCCAUUGAGAGUUUUAAUGCGAUGGUGAAGAACGACGUCUUCCCCAGCAUUAUGUCUAGAAACAUCCUCUUGGCUGCACUGGUGCGAUUGAAUAUGAUUCCAGAAGCUCGGGAGUUGUAUACGGUAAUACGGGAUAGAGGGAUGGAUUGUAAUUGUUUUACUCUCAAUGUGAUUAUGCAUGCUUGUUUGAAAGAAGGGAAACCUGAGGAAGCCGAGGAAUAUUUCUUAGAAGCAAGGUCUCAGGGAUCCGAACUCGAUGCUGUUACAUAUAGUACUGCAAUUCAGGCAGUUUGCAAGAAACCCAAUUCAAAAGGAGCUUGUGAAUUGCUGAAAAAGAUGAGAGAAUUGGGUUGGGUUCCAUCUGAGGGUAUAUACAUGAGAGUAAUCGAUGUUUGUAUGAAGCAGGGGAAUAUGGAAGAGGCGUUGAGAUUAAAGGAUGAGAUGAUCAGAAGUGGCAUCUCUGAAUUUGGUGGUCAUAACGAGUCUGAUGAAGGGCAUUUACAUCAGUAUGCUGAAGAAGUUUGCAAGGAGGGAUUUAUACCCAUCUACAUGACUUACAACGGCAUCAUUGACAGCUUCAUAAAAGAGGGCACCAUGAACUCAGCCUUGUCAAUGUAUCACCAAGUGUCUGAAAGUGGGGUGUCCCUAAAUGUUGUUACUUUCAUGAGUUUCAUCAAUGGGAGUAUAGAUCUUGCUCUGAAGAUACGGAAUGAAAUUGGAAAACAAGGGUCUCUAGAUGUUGUUGUAUAUAAUGCUCUAAUGGAUGGGUUUUGCAAGAAAGGAAAUAUGGAUAGUGCACACAAGUUAUUCGUAGAACUGGUUGAAGUAGGUUUAGCUCUGAGGGAUUGCUGGGUAUAG
Magnolia sinica is the source of this 1365-nucleotide messenger RNA. Its product is annotated as pentatricopeptide repeat-containing protein At3g54980, mitochondrial-like. The transcript is spliced from 2 exons. The record is from RefSeq and is a predicted model, not a curated record. NCBI's taxonomy places the organism in Eukaryota, Viridiplantae, Streptophyta, Magnoliopsida, Magnoliales, Magnoliaceae. Gene Ontology annotation, molecular function: protein binding. Bases 1 to 1365 code for a protein of 454 amino acids.